Conger conger (European conger) is the source of this 2657-nucleotide messenger RNA. It is a transcript of the gene cd68, whose product is annotated as CD68 molecule. The transcript is spliced from 6 exons. Gene Ontology annotation, cellular component: membrane. Bases 111 to 1181 code for a protein of 356 amino acids. The record is from RefSeq and is a predicted model, not a curated record. NCBI's taxonomy places the organism in Eukaryota, Metazoa, Chordata, Actinopteri, Anguilliformes, Congridae.
GUGUUUUAACGCAGGCGCUGCCUAAAAAGCAGAUAGCCCACGCUCUAAUCACUUGUCUGCUUGACGGUGAGGGGAAGAGUCGCAGUUUUUUCGAACAAUCCACGAUCGCAAUGAAAAACGGAUUUAUGUUGUUUAUGGCUUGCGCCAUAACUAUAGCUGUUGCCGUUUCAAAGGAUAAUGAGAAGGAAUCCGACCCAUCUGCCAGUUUAUCCCCUGCUCAACAAUUUGGUGCGACCACAGCUCAUCCCAAUGUGACCACAGCUCAUCCCAAUGUGACCACAGCUCAUCCCAAUGUGACCACAGCUCAUCCCAAUGUGACCACAGCUCAUCCCAAUGUGACCACAGCUCAUCCCAAUGUGACCACAGCUCAUCCCAAUGUGACCACAGCUCAUCCCAAUGUGACCACAGCUCAUCCCAAUGUGACCACAGCUCAUCCCAAUGUGACCACAGCUCAUCCCAAUGUGACCACAGCUCAUCCCAAUGUGACCACAACUCAUCCCAAUGUGACCACAACUCAUCCCAGUACGACCACAACUCAUCCCAAUACGACCACCCCUGAAACACCAACACCGCCUACACCUACAUCCAAGGCCAACCUGACAGGAGGGGAGUAUACUCUGAAGUGUGCAUUGCUCUCUAUGGAACUGCAGAUCAAAGUAGAGUAUGACAGCAACAGCAAGUCUGAAGGGAUCUACAUUGUCCAGCCAAGAACCACUACUGUUCAGGGCAACUGUGGAAACUCUAGUGUGAACUUCAACCUCACCUUCAAAGAAGGGUUUAUUGACUUCCGGUUUGAGAAGAAUGACACUGAGAAAUUGGUCUACGUUAGCUCGGUUGCUGUGGAACUUACCUACCCCUUUGACCGUGCAGAUCCUAAAACCAGGUAUGCAGCCAGCAACAGUUCGGUGAAGCUCUUCUCUGCAGCGAUUGGUCAAUCCUACUCCUGCCGGAACCAGUCGCUGUACUUAGGAAAAGGCAUCCAUUUGGAAAUGACCAAAGGCAGGAUGGAGGCCUUCAACACCACCAAAGAUUUUGGCCCCCCCAACCCAUGCCCUGCUGACAAACAGGACUACCGUGUGGCGAUAGCUGUGGGCAUUGUCCUGCUUAUUCUCAUUGUCAUCGUCGUUGUGGCCUACAUCAUUGGCAGAAGGAAGAGGAAUGAUGGCUACCAGGCUCUCUAAGAACCAAAAUCCACCAGAGCCUAAUGAGAUUUAAGGAGGGGUUGAGGUAUAACACAUUGCAGUGGCAAGUUUAUUGGUCUUUUUGUAUUCUACGUUGAAUACCUGCUAUGUAAAUAAAGUGACAGAGGAUAUUUAAUCUUUCUCCCCUAAUAUCCUCUUACACUGAGUUUCAGUUCUGCUGGUACUUUUAGUGCCACAGAUGGUAGAGAAAAGGACACCGCUCAAUUGAAAGUUUACUUUUACACAUGAAAGACCAUGGAGGGGGUUACCGUUUAAAAAAAAUAAUAAUAAUAAAUGUUACAAAAGUCUGGGAGGGAACAAAAUUCAAGUAUGUAUGUGUUCCUCAAUAAGCCCUCCAGCCUUGCUGUCUCAAGUUUGUGCUCCACCACUACAUCAGUACUUCUGUUAAUGUCGAAGCUGAUGCAUAUAGUUUCCACUGUUUCCAUUUGUAAUCAUUCAGUAUCUACAAUCACAAACUGGUUUCCACGGUACUCCCAUUACUGAUUUCUUUUUGAUUUCUGUUUGUAAACAUAAUGGGGGGAAUUUGUUUCUGUUUCUUGUUGCGCUUUGAAUCAUAUUUGAAUAAGGUAAUGGAAGCAGUGCAAAAUUUUAAUGUUCAUAUAGUGUUAUUAUAGUUAAUUAUAGUGUCGAAGAGUCUUACAGUUGUUCUUACAAACUGGAUACAACUUGUGAGAAACACGAUCCCCAUGAGCAAAGCUGAUAAUAAAAAUUACUGAUCUGUGGUUCUUAAAUACCUUCUGUUUGUCAGCUUGUCAGAAGGGUGAAUGUAAAGGCCUUGUGCAAUAUUCUAUAUCACUGAAAUUCUUCAUAAUUUUAGCUUGACUCCUCAUUUGAAUUGCCAAUAGAUGCAUAUUAUGUGAUGGAAAAUGAGUACAAGAAAGACUUACUGUUUUCAGUGCCAGGAAUGGAUAGAUAUUUUGCAUAUAUAGAUUGAGAUUUAUCCUUUGAUGAUGUUGAUUUGUCCAUUCUGUCACACUAGUGAUUUCCUGUUUCCAUUAUCCAUGGCUUCAGCUUUAAUUUCUGAGGGAUCCUCGUAUUAAAUCCAGUAAUUUGGGGGCUUUGGCCCUCUGAUCAUGUUUAGCAAAAUGCCUGGGUGCUGGGGAUGCUCAUAAUAGCAUAAGCCAUAAUUAUUCUACUGAAUGAACCUGAUUUGAAGGGAUACCACAUUCUAUUGUACAUGAACACAGGCAUGUGCAAUAGUCAACUUGAUGAAUAGAAAGGAAAUGUAGAUAAUUUGGGAUUUAAAGGAUUGUGAAAGGGAAGAAUCUUCACCUCAAUGGAUAGAUGCAAGGGAAUGCAUUAGCUAUUUCAGUUUUUCAGGGGUUUUCUUGUUUGUUUUUUUUACUUCUUGGGGUACCCAUGGGCCAUAUUUAUUCACGGAAUAUAUCAGUUUCCAGUGGGAUUGCUGUAAAAGUUUUAAAUAUGUGCUAACAAUAAAAAUAAACCUUUUCUUUG